CCUGACUCCUUUUCUCACUCGCUGUGCGAGCGAGCAAGAGAGAUCUUCGUUCUCUUUCUAGGGUUUUCCCUUGGGAUUUUCACACCUCGAUCGUCCUUCCUUUUUUUUUCAUAAAAAACCCUAGCUCCGACUCCUCUUCCUAUACUGAGAUUCUCCAACGCCGCCGCCUGGCGCACUUUCCACCGAAGCAGCUAAAGCAGAACCCUUCUAUGGUAGCGAAAUCCAUUGCUCCGACUGCAAGAGACCUCCCGCCGGAGGUCUUUGGGACAGAGACUCCGCCGGAAAAGCCCCGGGGUCGGGUUCUCCCAUCCAGAUGUUCAGCAGAUGGCGAUGCUGGAGAUUGGACCCUCUCGAGCAUAAUGCAAAAACUAUCCAAGGGAGAUGAACUUGAAAGCUCGCAUGAUCGGUGUAAUGCUUGCACAGAAUUCUAUGUCCAAAAGGGCAUUGGCUAUCUAAUUGAUGAGGACUCAAUUGAGGAAUAUGAAAAGGUGGCAAAGGAAAAGAGGAAGGAGAAAUUGGAGCAACAGGAAGGAGUGGAGUUAAAUUUUCUCAGCAAACUUGGUCAUGUCCAAAAGAUUGAGAUUCUGAAUGGCAUUGCUGACAUGAAGAAUGAGCUCAGGUGCAAUCAAAUGCACAGCUAGUGAGAAAAGGGAAGUGCCAUUUUUAGGUCUUCCAUUUAAUUAGUAUUGAGAGUUUGCAGAGUUUUAGAUUAUAAGGAUUUGAAAUCAGUGUUGAUAUUACUUCAGAUUACAGGUAAUGCACUUACAUCUUUUUGAAAAUUUUAUAUCUGGUGCUAUUUGUUAGGGUUU
Molecule: messenger RNA, 809 nt
Organism: Magnolia sinica
Lineage: Eukaryota; Viridiplantae; Streptophyta; Magnoliopsida; Magnoliales; Magnoliaceae
Exons: 3
Coding region: 210-641 (143 amino acids)
Cellular component (GO): cytoplasm
Molecular function (GO): ubiquitin protein ligase activity; zinc ion binding
Source: RefSeq, a predicted model, not a curated record